This is a messenger RNA of Colletotrichum acutatum, 1815 nucleotides long. RefSeq names its product high-affinity methionine permease. Gene Ontology annotation, cellular component: membrane. Lineage: Eukaryota; Fungi; Ascomycota; Sordariomycetes; Glomerellales; Glomerellaceae. The transcript is spliced from 8 exons. Gene Ontology annotation, biological process: amino acid transmembrane transport. Gene Ontology annotation, molecular function: L-amino acid transmembrane transporter activity. The record is from RefSeq and is a predicted model, not a curated record. The coding region runs from base 1 to 1815 and encodes 604 amino acids.
AUGGCUUGGCGACGUCCGUUUGGCGAUCGCGCUAGCGCGCAAGGGACGGUUGUUGGAGGCCAGCGAGAGCAGAUCUCAAACGGCAGCACACAGUACGUCGGCGAGAAAGGAGGAAACGAUGCGCCUCCCACCUAUCAGGAUGCUUCUGGAGCGCCUGUCGAGAACAACUCGCCUCUAGGAUACGAUGUUGGCCCUGUCACGAUCACGCUUCUAAACAUCACGAUGAUGAUUGGCGCGGGUAUCUAUUCUACUCCGGCUUCCAUCUUGAAUGGCACUGGCUCAGUCGGUGUCAGCUUCAUCUACUGGACUCUUGGAUACUUGUUGUGCCUUGCUUCCGGAGCUGUCUAUCUCGAAUUCACAGCGUACUUCCCUAGUCGAUCAGGAUCUGAGGUUGUGUUCCUCGAACAAGCCUUUCCCCGCCCAAUGUGGCUCUUUCCAACUACCUUUGCGGUCCAGAGCGUCAUUCUCUCUUUCGGAAGUGCCAAUGCCACCGUCAUGGCCAAUUACCUUAUUGCCAUUUCAGGACAUGAGGGCACUAAUUGGCAGAUCAAGGGCACUGCACUGGCUUGCUACAGUUUGGCCACACUGACGCUGGUUUUCAACACAAAGUAUGCAUACUGGUUCUCCAAUGGCGUCGGAAUCGUGAAGAUUUGUACCUUGCUCUUCGUAAUCAUUACUGGAUUUGUCGUACUCGGCGGUGGCACCAGGGUUGAGAACCCAACCGCCAAUUUCCAGGAUGCUUGGUCAGGAAGCAAGACAGCCAGUGCCUAUGGUAUGACCACGGCUCUUUACCGCAUCAUUUUCUCCUUCGGUGGCUACAACAACGCCUUCAACGUUGCCAAUGAGGUCAAGAACCCUGUGCGAUCCCUCAAGAUCUAUGCGACAGCUGCACUGACGACUGUGUACAUUUUGUACAUGUUCGCCAAUGUCGCGUUCUUUGCCGCCGUUCCAAGAGAACUCUUGGAGAAGUCCGGCCUUACCGUGGCAAGCUUGUUCUUCACCCAAGUCUUCGGCAACAGUGGCAAUGUUCGGGGACUCAACUUCCUUAUCGCACUAGCUUCAUUUGGAAACAUGAUUGCAGUUAUUAUCGGACUAUCUCGACGCAUCAGAGAGUGUGGCCGACAGGGCGUCUUGCCGUACACGAGAUUCUGGGUUUCCACCAAGCCCUUCGGUACUCCCCUUGGGCCUUAUCUCGUAAUCUGGUCUCUCACCGCUCUGAUGAUUCUCGCGGUUCCUGCUGGAGACGCCUUCACCUUUGUGAAUGACCUCGGAGUUUUCCCGACGGCUGCAUUCAACUUGGCCAUGGCUGUGGGAAUCUACGUCGUUCGCUGGCGCCGAAGGAAGGCCAAUCUUCCGGAGCCUGAGUUCAAAGCCUGGCAUGUGGUUAUCAUUUUCAACAUCUGUAUUCAGCUCUACCUUCUCAUCAUGCCGUGGUACCCCCCGGCAGGUGGACAGUAUGCCGGCGACGUCAGCUUCUGGUACGCGACGUACGCCGUUACUGGUGUUGGAAUACUCCUUGUCUGCGCUGCCUACUACUGGCUCUGGGCAUCCCUUCUUCCCAAAUGGAGAGGCUACAAGCUGAGGCAAGAGCUGGUCAGCUUCGAUGACGGGGCUCAAAGCAAUCAACUCCGGAAGAUUCCAAACGCCGAGCUUUCUGAAUGGGACAGCACUCACGAUGCGAGUGGUCGCCUCAUCGGGACAUCUGCCGAUGAGGUUCUCGUGCAGGAAAAGGGGGUGCGCGUUUCCUCUGAGGGAAGCAAUUCCGAUACAGGCAAACAAGUCCCAAAUGUAGUGAGAGAAGCUCACAACGUCUGA